Messenger RNA from Camponotus floridanus (Florida carpenter ant), 1975 nucleotides. RefSeq names its product short stature homeobox protein 2. The record is from RefSeq and is a predicted model, not a curated record. The coding region runs from base 1 to 1137 and encodes 378 amino acids. Gene Ontology annotation, molecular function: DNA-binding transcription factor activity, RNA polymerase II-specific; sequence-specific double-stranded DNA binding. Gene Ontology annotation, biological process: regulation of transcription by RNA polymerase II. Lineage: Eukaryota; Metazoa; Arthropoda; Insecta; Hymenoptera; Formicidae. Gene Ontology annotation, cellular component: nucleus. The transcript is spliced from 4 exons.
AUGGAGCAGCUUGCCCAGUUCGUCUCCAAGAGCUUCGACAACGCGGCGGCCGCGGCGGCGGCGAGCGUCGAGGCCGCCGCCGCCGGCUGCAGGUCGGCCGCCGGCGGCAGGAUCACGCUCAGUGUCGCGCAUCUCAUCGGCGAUCACGCUGCGGAUGACGAUGAUCGGCAUGAAAGCGCGCAGGAGGUCGGUAUCGUCGAGACGAGCGGAAGUGUCGAGGAGCCGCCGUCGCCGGAAGGCCGACUACAACCGGAGGAUCUGUCUGUCACGGCCAAGAUCAAGGACAUCCGGGACACCGCGGAGAGCCUGCCGCCUUUGAAGACUCCCGAGCUGAAGCUGUCAGUUCGCAAACUUCUCGGAUGCACCCCCUCGCCGCCGCCCAUAUCGAGGGAUCGAUCGCCCAGUCCGGAAAACUGCGUCGAAUUGAAAAGUCAAAGCUCGAGUGACGGCAAAACGACUGCAUCUUCUAACGAUCAGGCCAAAAUAUCCUCCCAAGUUACAAGGUCGAGCGGUCAAGAGGACCUUACCAAAGGCUCCAAUUGUCGGAACAACGGAAACGGCAACGGCAAGCAGAGGAGAUCGCGAACAAACUUUACCAUCGAGCAACUGGCCGAGCUUGAGAGACUCUUCGAUGAAACGCACUAUCCCGACGCGUUCAUGAGAGAGGAACUGAGUCAGCGACUUGGUCUCAGCGAGGCAAGGGUCCAAGUCUGGUUUCAGAAUCGACGUGCAAAGUGCCGCAAACACGAAAGCCAGUUGCACAAAGGCGUCGCCGGGAGCAUGGUGCUGGCACCGCGAAGCCCGCCGACGACGUUGGAGCCGUGCCGGGUCGCACCGUAUCUGCCGGCGCUCAGGUUGCACCCUCCGCCGAUGCAGGGCACAGGUGCUGCGAGUGUCACGGUGGGCUCGGCCUUCGACCCGGCGGUCUUGCACUACGCAGCGGCCGGCGGCCUCUUUUGCCUGCCACCGCCGCCGCCGCCACCCUCGGCACCGUCGGCCGGUCAUCCCCCUCAUCCGUUGAGCCUGGCGGCGUCGCUGGCCGCCGCCGCGGCCCGCUCCAAGAACAGCAGCAUCGCGGACUUGAGGCUGAAAGCGAGGCGGCACCAGGAGGCCUUAGGGCUCGACAGGCCCGCGUAAGGUAGGCCGCAUCGCGGGAUGGGUACGUCUCGGACGAAGAGGACUCAACGGGGAUGAAGAGGUGUGCGCGAUGGUAAGUAUGCUCUCCGAAGAGGGUUCCAAGGAUUCGUCGAGGUACGAUCUAGAAGAAAGGAUGGGGAAUAAACUAUAAUCGCGGUGAGCUCAAAAUUCUGAUGCCGUAAAGAAGAAUACGUACCCUAAGUUGUCGUCGUUGGUUUGUUCAGAUCUCUAAGGGCGAAGAUAAGUCUGUGCGACUCUUGUAAAUUUUCAUACACAUCAUUCAGCGAUCUUACUUGCGUCCCUUUUAUCUGUUUAAGUUCGAUGCUAAGAAGUAUGCCUAGCAACUUGAAAUCCCAAAUUGCAUGUGUCAUUGUUAUCCCAGGCGGAAGUUCACCCGUGUUUGGAAUGUUAAAAGACAACAUACGUGUAUCCCUUCAUCCGCGACGUGCCGAAGCGUCUGAGAAGUACAAAGAGGACACUCAACCCAGUAUGUAUAAAAUAAAAGACGCGACGGGAAACGUGUAACAUAAUGUAUACAGGAUCGGGGCUCUUGCUUUGUACCCCGAUCAAUGUGCUCCGAGUCGUAGAACUGUGAUGCAAAACCGCGAUCGGAGACUUAAUCAGCGACAUAAUUUACAUAAUCGACAACGACAUUAAAGAGGUGACAUUAAUGAGUGCUUUCCAUUGGGUGACACAAGUCGACACAGGCGUCACUCUCUCUUUGUUAUUCACUGAUUGGAAAAAGAAAUGAUUUGCGUCGUUAAAUGGAAAGCACCCAUUUUACAGUGUAUUGUCACCUAUUCUCGAAGCAGCUCUCUCCUCAGACAAGCGGGUGGCA